Peronospora belbahrii is the source of this 1443-nucleotide messenger RNA. Lineage: Eukaryota; Oomycota; Peronosporomycetes; Peronosporales; Peronosporaceae. The record is from the annotation of a GenBank genome assembly.
AUGGCACUUUGGGGCACACUGUGUCAUCGUAUGGGCGGUUCUGUGCCCACAGACUCGAGCGAGUUUGUGAAGGAGUUUUUCGACAAGACGCCUGAGGAUCCACAAUGGAAACUUGGUGUUGUUCAGAAGGAAACAGAGAAAUUUAUUGCCGCGCAACUGGCUGAAAAGCGUCGCGGUAUUGCACUCAUUACGUCUGGUGCUACGAUUGUCCCUUUAGAUCCCAAGAACGAUACGUUUGUAGACGCUGCACCGCAAAUGCAAGAGCAACAAGGUCCUGCCUGUGCUGAGUAUUUUCUACAACUGGGCUACGCUGUUAUUUUUGUACACCGAGAAGAUUCACUGCGGCCCUUUACACGCCAUUUCCACAAGUACAUCCAGAACGGAGCUUUUAUGGACAUGUUUCGCUUGGAGGAUAUUGGACUAGUUCUCUCUGGCGUCGACAUUCCGCAGCAGCUGCAGUUCCAGAAGGUUACGCAGCUUUACUCUGCUUACAAUACCCGUGUGCUGCAUUUGAGCUUUACAUCUGUGCAACAAUAUUUAAUGCUGACGCGGCUUACAGCAAAAGCCAUGGAAGUUGCCAAGGAUCGUGGGAUUGUUGUGUUAGCUGCCACUCUGAUGGACUUCUACGUUCCUGUGGACCGUUUAGCCACAACAACCGAAGCUUCGGAUGUUACGGAUAAUGCAUCGACGUCGUCAUCGAUAUCGUUGUCGACGUCAUCCUCAUCGUCAAAGCAGAGCAAAACCAAGCACAUAAAAAAGUUUGCGAAGAAAGCCGCCAAGAAGAAGAGUGAUGAGUUCUCCGUCAAUUUUGUACGUGUCCCAAACAUAGUUCGAAGCAUUCGUAAGGACUGGUGCCCCAAGGCUUUUAUUGUUUCGUGCAAACAUCAGCUUGCAAGUGGCGAGGCAAUCGAGUGUGCACACAAUGAUUUGGAGAAGUGGGGUGUCGACGUGAUUGCAGGAUAUCACCACGCGCGCGAAAUCUUAUUAAUCACAGAGCAAGAGGAAGCCAUUGUGACUUGCCCCGAUGACGAGGACAUAAACGACGCAUUUGCAUCUUCUAUUGCAGACAUGCAUCGCAGCUUCCGUCGAAAACAUGAAAUUUUGUCUCGAGGCAAGCAGUUACUGUUACUUUCAGCUAAAUUUGCGAUGCUGAAGGAGAAUGAUGUUGUGAAUGAAGAUGCUGACGGAAACAAGAAUGUACAGUUUGGUCCAGGUGUUAAAAUUCGUGCUGAUCGCCGAGCACCAGAUGCUAUCGCUCCCGUCUACGAGUUAAAACACAUUUUUCAGAACAAAAGUCACUGUGCUCGAGCUCACGUUUGGGAAGGCGAGGUAAAUUAUGCUGGUGGCGAGUCAACGGGCGAUGUGGUAGUGGCGUUUAGCCCCGCAGGUAAUCCUGAAACAAUUCGUGAUGUGUGGGGGGGACUUUUGGUCGGGCUGGGCUGA